CCAACUCAAUACAUUUUUUCAUAAUCAUAACAGAGCAUAUCUCGUGGUAAGUAAUUUUGCAAAAACAACGGAAAAACGGGCGGAAUCAUGUCCCGUCCGAUUUCAUUUGUUACUGGAAAUGCUAAGAAGCUUGAAGAAGUUCGUGCAAUAUUAGGAAACAAAUUUCCCCGUGAAAUAAUUGCUGUCAAGCUAGAUUUGCCCGAGCUACAGGGAGAAGUAGAAGAUAUUUGCCGAAAGAAAUGUUUGGAGGCUGCCAGACGCGUUCAAGGGCCCGUGCUAGUGGAAGACACGUGUCUAUGCUUCAAUGCACUGAAAGGAUUGCCAGGACCAUACAUAAAGUGGUUUUUGGAUAAAUUACAACCGGAAGGGCUGCAUAAACUACUGGAUGGAUGGGAAGAUAAAUCUGCGCAAGCCGUGUGCACAUUUGCCUACGCGCCAGAUGCAAAUGGGGAAGUGAUGCUCUUUCAAGGCUGCACUGAAGGCGAUAUUGUGUUUCCUCGAGGCAGCCGCGAGUUUGGCUGGGAUCCAAUUUUCCAACCGAAGGGCUAUGACAAAACCUAUGCCGAACUGCCCAAGGAGCAUAAGAAUGAAAUUUCUCAUCGGUUUAGAGCAUUGGAUAAAGUUAGAGACUAUUUCAAUUCGGAUGCACUGUAGUAAGUUAUAACAAAACAUUUGUUCAAUAUAAAUUUUCGAGAAGGUAAACUUGGAAAUGGAUUCUUAUUCUACAAUCUGGAAGUUCUAGCCAAUUCUACAAUUUCUGAAUUCUAGCCAAAUAUUUGAAAAGGGUUUGACUACAAAAUGUAAGCAACCCCAUAUCCGACCCGUUUCGGUGACGGUUCAGUACCGUGCACGGGCGCCAAUAUGCUUUCAUACAAUGAAAAUGCGAGCAUUCACACUUGUCCGGGACGGUUCCGUGCCGGACAAGAGUGAAUGCUCGCAUUUGAUUUGUAUGAAAGAGUAUUGGUGUCCGUGUACGGAGCUGAACCGGCACUGGAGCGGAUCGGAUAGGUGUAAGUAGUAGUAGUUAAAUCGGUUUGCGUCGCCACAAUCGGCCGACUAUGCCAUCAAUUAAUCGGGAUAUUGUUGCACCGACUCUUGUGGGUAUUUAGCAUACGCGUUUGCCGACGUGACAACCGAUUAAAUAUGAAAUUUGUUGAAACGGUCUGGAACCAGAUUUACACAGGUUAAAACUGGCGAUUAAUAUGGUGACGAAAAUUGUUCACCGACGAAACCCAACUUAU
Messenger RNA from Topomyia yanbarensis, 1241 nucleotides. RefSeq names its product inosine triphosphate pyrophosphatase. NCBI's taxonomy places the organism in Eukaryota, Metazoa, Arthropoda, Insecta, Diptera, Culicidae. Gene Ontology annotation, biological process: nucleoside triphosphate catabolic process. Gene Ontology annotation, cellular component: cytoplasm. The record is from RefSeq and is a predicted model, not a curated record. The transcript is spliced from 2 exons. Gene Ontology annotation, molecular function: nucleoside triphosphate diphosphatase activity. Bases 88 to 654 code for a protein of 188 amino acids.